AUGGUGUCAACAGACGUAUCUUCUGUCUCAAAAACUCUGGGAGAUCUUAUCGAAAAUGUUAUGAACUUUCUAAGCAACACCGCAACAGUCAGCUGGAAGAAUCUCAGUGAGGAUGGCGACCUCGAUGUCUCAGCAGCAAACACUCCCAUGAUUCUCACAUGGAGUUUCAACGUGGCUUCGGCUCGAUAUUCCGCCGAAGGUCUGACAGAUUUUUCUAUCUCGGAAGCCGAGCUAAGUCCAGAAGAGAUUUAA
Fusarium musae is the source of this 252-nucleotide messenger RNA. RefSeq lists its product as uncharacterized. NCBI's taxonomy places the organism in Eukaryota, Fungi, Ascomycota, Sordariomycetes, Hypocreales, Nectriaceae. The transcript has 2 exons. The coding region runs from base 1 to 252 and encodes 83 amino acids. The record is from RefSeq and is a predicted model, not a curated record.